This is a messenger RNA of Armigeres subalbatus, 2644 nucleotides long. It is a transcript of the gene Wdr24, whose product is annotated as GATOR2 complex protein WDR24. The record is from RefSeq and is a predicted model, not a curated record. The transcript has 4 exons. The coding region runs from base 132 to 2540 and encodes 802 amino acids. Gene Ontology annotation, biological process: cellular response to amino acid starvation; positive regulation of macroautophagy; positive regulation of TORC1 signaling. NCBI's taxonomy places the organism in Eukaryota, Metazoa, Arthropoda, Insecta, Diptera, Culicidae. Gene Ontology annotation, molecular function: protein binding. Gene Ontology annotation, cellular component: cytosol; GATOR2 complex; vacuolar membrane.
AUCAGCUGAUAGAGCAGAGUGCGCGAUAACAAAAAUAUUAAUCAAAACAACAAAAAUACGCCUCGAUCGCAACGCAGUUUUUCGUGAAUUUUUUUUGAUCAAAAAGUUAACCUUCGUUAGAUUUCAGCUCCAUGAAUGAAGAACGCACAAGCUCAAUUCGAAUCUGCCAGGAUGGGCACGCGAAUGCACUUGCUUUGAAUCGCGAAAGUACGCAAAUAGCCGUAGCUGGACGCAGUCUGCUGAAAGUGUUUUCCAUCGAAAACGAUGGAUUCACGGAGGUUUGCAAUAUGCGCGGCGGGAAGAACCAAAACCUUAGCUACUCGUCGAACGACGUCGCGUGGAGUUCACUCGAUUCGAACAUCUUGGCUACCGCAGCCACCAACGGGGUGGUGUCGGUGUGGGACUUAUCCAAGUUUGGCCGUCAGAAGCAGCUGCUGAUUUACAAUGAGCAUGAACGAACAGCUCACUCGGUGGCCUUUCACGGAACUGAAUCAAAUCUGCUGAUAUCUGGCUCGCAGGAUGGUACCAUCAAAUGUUUCGAUAUGCGGAGUGACAAGACGGCGAUCAACACUUAUUUUAGCAACUCGGAAAGCGUGCGGGACGUGAAGUUCAGCCCACAUGCCCCCAACACAUUUGCAGCGGUAUCCGAAAAUGGAACUGUUCAACUGUGGGACAUCCGUAAAAAUGAUCGCUGCACCUCCCAAUUUACGGCGCACAGUGGACCAAUCUACACCUGCGAUUGGCAUCCGCAACAACAGUGGCUGGCCACUGGAAGCAGAGACAAGCAAAUUAAGAUUUGGAACACCAAUCCUAAAAACUCAUCACUAGAAAACCCAAAGAAUGUUUCACUGGAAUACAGCAUUCACACGAUUGCUGUGGUGGGUCGGGUCCGUUGGCGCCCCGAUAAAAUGUACCACAUUGCCAGUUGUGCCCUCGUCGUAGACUACAGCAUCUAUAUAUGGGACGUUCGUAGGCCAUUCAUUCCAUACGCCUCUUUCAAUGAACAUUCAAAUGUCACCACCGGUAUCGCUUUUAAGGGGAACGACUCGCACGUUUUGCUCUCCACCAGUAAAGAUUCCACCAUUUUCAAACACGUUUUCAAGGAUGCAUCGCGACCAGCAAUCAAAGCUAAUCCGCAAGGAGCAAGCUUCAAUUUCAAAGGUGAUCUUCUGUAUGCGUACAAAAUGAAACUAGUGGGCCCUCCAACGCCACCACCGGUGCAGAAAACCAGUCUUCUAGGCAGUAGACAAAAAACUCCACCUUCGACUGAUCAGUUUCAUUUGGCUAAGUCAAGUUUGUACAAUUUCCUAACAAAGAGCCAAACUACCAACGUUAAAGAUGUCACUAAAACAUCCUUAUUGAAAGACUUUCACGCUCUCAAAGGUUGUGCCAAAGAGUAUAUCCUAACGGGAGCUUCAUUAGCAGACAUUUGUGCGCACAAUGCUUCUGUUGCGAAAAACUACGGCAAAACUAACGUUAGCUUCCUAUGGAACUUUAUUAGCCAAUUGUACGCAUACAGCUCCAUAGCAAAUUUAAAACUAGAACAACGGAACUCCAACGCAAGUCAAAGCCACUCUAACCGUUUAAUGGCACAAAACUCUAAUCAAUCGAGCUCGGGAAGACCAGUUGACGACAAAACUGGUAGCAAUCCGAAUCUAGGGAGUGCGGGCCCCGUUCCUAGUUCAUCUGACGAUUUCUUAGAAUUUCUCAAUCCUAAAGCCGACUUGACUACUAUGCUGUCAGGAAAAGGCCAAUUGCUAUCAAUCGACAUUGAACCCAACUGCUGCGACUUCGUUUUCGGCGAGACAGAACUGACCUUUGACAACGUUAACUGUAUAAAAGGUUUCCGAGAUGGGUUCCUGUACACUGGACCGCAUGAUCUUAUAAAAGACUAUACUUUUCCUUCAUCCAAUCUGAUGAACGCACACGAUCUGCAUCAUGCACGCCCCAGAAAGGAGCUCUGCGCCGAUAAUACCCAGGAAUGUUCCCCACCACCAAAUAUACCUUCUUUUUUGAAAAUAUCUGAAGGCAAUCCAAUUAAUCCACCGCUAUGGGAACCCCACCAGGUUCUGGCAGAUUGUCUAACUUUACAAACAGAAAUUGGAGAUGUACAAACUUCAACCUGCAUACUGAUUGCACUGGGUGAUCGUCGGCACAGUCUACAAAUCGACGAAUCCAUCCACGAAAACUGGCUACUGUCCUACGUUGAGCUGUUGCAUCGCCACCAACUGUGGAAUGAGGCAACGCAGAUUAUCAACCUGAGUUGGAUUAGAACAGUUUCGGACAUGAAUCAGCAGUCGACAACGAUGCAUACUAAUUGCGGAGACUGCGGUAGGCCGUUGUUGAAUGCCGUUGGGUGGUAUUGUGGAAAAUGUCGGUCUGUGCAGAGCUCGAAAUGUAGUGUUUGCAACGGGGUGGUUCGGGGAUUGUACGCCUGGUGCCAGGGCUGUUCUCAUGGAGGGCACUUGCAGCAUCUGAAGCAUUGGUUCUCGAACAAUCCAAAAUGUCCGAAAUGUGGCCAUCUGUGCGAGUACGAGUAAGCAAGUUUGCCAAGUCGAAAAGGAAAAUCAUUGAAAUUCUGUGUGUGUUGAUCUGCUGGUCGUCAUCGUUGUUGGGAAGGAGAAAAGACUUGUCUAGCGGUGCG